Molecule: messenger RNA, 1549 nt
Organism: Leopardus geoffroyi (Geoffroy's cat)
Lineage: Eukaryota; Metazoa; Chordata; Mammalia; Carnivora; Felidae
Product: glyceraldehyde-3-phosphate dehydrogenase, cytosolic-like
Exons: 1
Coding region: 308-766 (152 amino acids)
Molecular function (GO): oxidoreductase activity, acting on the aldehyde or oxo group of donors, NAD or NADP as acceptor
Source: RefSeq, a predicted model, not a curated record
UCCCACAACCAUGAGAUCAUGACCUGAGCUCAAAUCAAGAGUCGGGCAUUCAACCAACCAAGCCACCCAGGCACCACUCUAAGUACUUGUCUUUAUAUUAGGUAUAUGGGAUAAAGAUCAAUGUUCUAUUCUCAAAAGGCUUAUAGAAUAGUAGGGAAGACAGCUCAAAGCAUUAACCAUAAAACGUGGCUAAUAUCAUGAUAGUAUGUGAUGGCUGAAGUGAUGACCAGAGUAUCAUCUUUGCUUCUCUGGUGCUGUCAAGGCUGUGGGCAAGGUCAUCCCUGAGCUAAAUGGGAAGCCCACUGGUAUGGCCUUCCGGGCCCCCACACCCAGUGUGUCAGUCAUGGAUCUGGCCUGCUGCCUGGAGAAAGCUACCAAAUACAAUGACAUCAAGAAAGUGGUGAAGCAGGCACUGGAGGGCCCCUUCAAGGGCAUCCUGGGCUUCACUGAAGACCAGGUUGUCUCCUGCAACUUUAACAGUGACACCCAUUCUUCCACCUUCAUUGCUCGUCUGGCAUUGCCCUCAGUGACUACUUUUUCAAGCUCGUUUUCUGGUAAGAUAAUGAAUUUGGCUAGAGCAACAGGGUGGCAGACCUUAAGGUCGACAUGGCCUUCAAAGAAUAAGAGACUCCUGGACCACCAGCCCCAGCAAGAGAACAAGGGGAAGACAAAGGUCCUCAAUUGGUGGAAAGUCCUUGCCCCAACUCCUCUUCCAACACACUGUGAAUCUCCCAGCCUCCACGCAGUUUCUAUCCACAGUUUCUAAAGGGGAGGGGCUUAGAGGGCCCUAACUUGUCAUGCAUCAUCAAUAAAGUGCACUGUGCCUAGCCAAAAAAUAAAAGUAUAUAUUGAUGGUAUGGCUUUCCCAUUCAGCUACCAGAGGACAUGGCCUGAAAAAAAAAAUUGAAUACUUUAACCUUUGCCAUCAAGAUAUGGAGUCUUACUUAAGCUAAAUUGAUUUUUUUUUUUACUGAAGAAAUAAAAACAGAAUGUGAAUGAUUUUGUAGUGCCUACUUCCUGUCGUAUGCUACACACUGCAAUACUGUACCUUAGAUUGUGUAUUUUAAUUUUAUGUGACCAAACCCAUCUCAGUGAUGAAUCCUAAGAUAACUCAAAUAGCUUUUUCUUAUGUGAAUUAUUAACCAAAGGUUAUCUAGUUUUCUUCCUGACAUCACCUGCGAAACCUGUUCAUUGAAAAACCAGGAGUAUAUUUGAACAUUUUGAAUUAAAACAGAAGUUUAAUAUUUUCUUCAUACCAAAUGCAAAUGAGUAGUCUUUCAAUUUGUGGUCCUGAUUUUAAUACAAAGAAAAAAUUAAGUUUGAAGAUAAUUCUAACACCUAUGAUGGGUUCUCUAAGUUACGGGUAUGUGUGGAGGAGUAGAGAGUGGGAAAUCUACAAAGAUGAGUAAGAUUCAUUCUUAAAGGUACAGCAAAGCAGUAAGCACUUAGACACUAAAAUCAUGCCAAGAAUUUAGUCAUUUGACUAUACCUACAUUUGUUUCAUAUUCAUUAUGUCUCAGGGUUUCAAGGAUGUCCCAACAAUGGUUUU